UGUUAAUAAACAAUGGAAAUGGCAGCGAGCAAACGGUUUGCGCAGACGGCUACUGAAGAAGUUAAACAAAAGAAAUUCAAGGAAGAAGAAGUGUCCCCUGGAUCACAGACUCAUCAGAAAAUGUCGAUAGCAUCUCAAAAAGCGUUUUCAACAGGUUCGGAAUUCCCGCCACUACAGACUGGUACCCUCCGACUCUACAGCAUGCGUCUCUGUCCAUACGCUCAAAGAACUAGAUUGGUACUUGUCCACAAGAACAUACCACAUGAAGUGGUCAAUAUUAACCUGAGCAAAAAGCCUGAAUGGUACCUGGAAAAAAUCAACCCCUUGGGAAAGGUCCCCGCGCUUGAGAAAGAUGGCAAGAUCAUUUACGAAUCGGACAUUUGUUGUGAUUAUUUAGACCAGGUGUAUCCAAACAACAAAUUGACCCCUGAUGACCCAUAUCAACAAGCUAAGGACAGGAUGUUACUUUCACAUUAUGGACAGGUGACUACGCAAUAUUACAAAUUCUACUUUGGUACACCGGACAGCUUUCCAGCGACGGCCGAGGCUCUCGGCAAAUUACUGUCGGAAUUUGACAAAGAAUUGGAAAAGAGGGGAAAAUUCUUUGGAGGCGAUAAUGUUCAAAUGAUAGAUUUCUUGGUGUGGCCCUGGAUUGAACGAUUCUCCGCAAUGGAAAAGUUGGUCAAUCAAGUAUUUCUGACAGAUGGAUUAAAACCAAAUUUGAUGGCGUAUCUGAAGAGAAUGGCAGACAUUCCAGCAGUUAAGAAGUGUAUGACAACGGAGGAUAAUCACCUAAAAUUUUACCACAGUGUCAAAAGUGGCAAUGGCGAUUAUGAUAUCGGACUUGAGUAAUUUUCUACGAAAAAGAGAGAAAAUUAAAAUCGAUGAUAAUACCAAUAUUAGGCCAUCAUUAAAAAUAUCUUUGUUUCCCCUAACCCGACCCUAAAAUUUGAAGUUGGGUAGGUAGGUAGGUAAAUAAUUUUUUUUUCUGACAGCAGCUUUGAAAAUACAUUCUGAAUUUCUGAUAAGAAUGGGUUUUCAUGAAAUUGUACUUUAUAAAAGUUGAUAAACAUUAAAAAAAAUUAUUUGAAUAAUCUUCUUAUAAAAAAAAACUUUUCAGUCGGCGGGAUUUAAUUGGGUCGGUCGCGUUAGGGGAAACAAAGGUAUUUUUUAUUUUGGCCUUACUAGAAUAACUUAGCCCGGAGGAAGGGGAUAGGUCAGAUUUAGUGGUAUGGGUGUUCAAACGUACACUUGUUUUCGCCUACAUUAUAACUUAUGAAGUAUAAUUCAAUGCCCUGAGCAGGCUUUGUGACUGUGCUUGUUUAACAGAAAAAGGACAAGAAAAUCUUCACGAUCAUUCUACGAUAAAAGGACCGAUUCAGGGUAUAUAACAUGAAGCAAAAAAAAAUUUCAACUUGCCGAUUGCAAAAUACAAUUCUCUAAAGGACAUAUCAAUGCACUUGGAAAAAGAAUUAUCUACAAAUCUGGAAUCGUUAAUAUGUUACAACAAUUUCUAUAUACUAGUAUCCGUGGUCAUAAGGCAAUGUUAUGGAAGUUAUAAAUGCUUAUAAACAAGAUGUAUUAUUAUUAAAAUAAACUUCAAA
This is a messenger RNA of Saccostrea echinata, 1604 nucleotides long. Its product is annotated as glutathione S-transferase omega-1-like. The transcript is spliced from 6 exons. Gene Ontology annotation, molecular function: glutathione dehydrogenase (ascorbate) activity; glutathione transferase activity. Gene Ontology annotation, cellular component: cytoplasm. The record is from RefSeq and is a predicted model, not a curated record. Lineage: Eukaryota; Metazoa; Mollusca; Bivalvia; Ostreida; Ostreidae. Bases 13 to 852 code for a protein of 279 amino acids. Gene Ontology annotation, biological process: glutathione metabolic process.